AUGUUGUCAUAUUCGGGUUAUAAUCAAAGCGCGGAUCCAGAAGUAGUUCAUCAGCCGAAAGAAGAAGUUCCGUUUCAAAAUAAUUGUUAUGAUAACUUCCCCAACAAUAGUACUAGUGCUACUACGGUUGAUGAAAGCAUGUUGUCAUAUUCGAGUUAUAAUCAAGGCGCGGAUCCAGAAGUAGUUCAUCAGCCGGAAGAAGGAGUUCCGUUUCAAAAUAAUUGUUAUGAUAACUCUCCCAACAAUAGUACUAGUGCUACUACAGUUGAUGAAAGCAUGUUGUCAUAUUCGGGUUAUAAUCAAGGCGCGGAUCCAAAAGUAGUUCAUCAGCCGGAAGGACUUCCGUCCCAAAAUAAUUGUUAUGAUAACUCUCCCAACAAUAGUACUAGUGCUACUACGGUUGAUGAAAGCAUGUUGUCAUAUUUGGGUUAUAACCAAGGUGCGGAUCCACAAGUAGUUCAUCAGCCGGAAGAAGAAGUUCCGUUUCAAAAUAAUUGUUAUGAUAACUUCCCCGACAAUAAUACUAGUGCUACUACGGUUGAUGAAAGCAUGUUGUCAUAUUCCGGUUAUAAUCAAGGCGCGGAUCCAGAAGUAGUUCAUCAGUCGGAAGAAGAAGUUCCGUUUCAAAAUAAUUGUUAUGAUAACUUCCCCAACAAUGGUACUAGUGCUACUACGGUUGAUGAAAGCAUGUUGUCAUAUUCGGGUUAUAAUCAAGGCGCGGAUCCAGAAGUAGUUCAUCAGCCGGAAGAAGGAGUUCCGUCCCAAAAUAAUUGUUACGAUAACUUUUGCAACAAUAGUACUAGUACUACUACUGUUGAUGAAGGCAUGUUGUCGUAUUCAGAUUAUAAUCAAGGAGGUGCUGAUCCAGAAGUAGUUCAUCAGCCAGAAGAAGGAGUUCCGAUCCAAACUAAUUGUUACGAUAACUUUUGCAACAAUAGUACUAGUACUACUACUUUUGAUGAAAGCAUGUUGUCAUAUUCGGAAUAUAAUCAAGGAGGUGCUGAUCCAGAAGUACCUCAUCAACCAGAAGAAGGAAGUCAACAAUAUUCAUGGGAUGGAGCUAUAAGUAGUUCUAUUAUUAACAUUUGUGAUGAUUCGCCACCACGGACUGAUACUUAUCAGGAAGAGCUUAGUAGAGUUUCACAAGAAAUUGAUGAGACGUUUGGCUCAUAUUUCGCUGCCGAGGAAGCUGCCAAAAUGAUGCAGGCAUGGUUUGAUAACACCAAUGACUUUUUCCAAAUGAAGCAGCAACAACAACAGAUGCCUUAUGGCCUUAGUUUAUGGAAUGACUGA
Molecule: messenger RNA, 1293 nt
Organism: Oldenlandia corymbosa var. corymbosa
Lineage: Eukaryota; Viridiplantae; Streptophyta; Magnoliopsida; Gentianales; Rubiaceae
Source: the annotation of a GenBank genome assembly